AUGCCGUCGCUACUACUUCGACCUCAUGCCACUCUCUCCCACGCCGAAGCCCUCCAGGUCGCCCAGCAAGCUCCCGAGUUUUUACGCAAGAACCCCGCAUCAUACUCUGCAUCGCCAUUCUUUUCAUUAUUCUCCCCGCCUGAGAGCUCCAAUACGUGGACAAUAUACGAGAAUCUUCUACUGGCCUGCCUAAGAACCGGUGACAACACAACGGCACACCAAUGUCUCGAAAGACUGGUGGUCCGGUUCGGGGCUAGUGAUGAGCGUGUUACGGCGCUUCAGGGCUUAGUGAAGGAGGCCGAAGCAACAAACGAUAGCGACCUUGAAAAGGUGUUGAGGGAGUACGAGGAAAUCUUGGCCAAGGACAACACCAAUGUGCCAAUCUCAAAAGGGAGGAUUGCGCUGCUGCGUGCGAUGGGUAAAACAUCCGAGUCGAUUGAAGCUCUGGUGCAGUUCCUGGAUUUCUCAUCUACCGAUGCAGAGGCCUGGAUGGAACUGGCAGACUUGUAUCUUUCUCAAGGUCUAUACGCGCAAGCCAUCUAUGCUCAGGAGGAGGCACUCAUCAUAGCGCCAAAUGCAUGGAAUCUCCAUGCCCGCUUGGGUGAAGUGCUUUUGAUGGCUGCAGAGUCUGGGAAUGAGGGCAACCCUCAGAACUAUCUGGCAGAGAGCUUAAAACGCUUUUGCCGAAGCAUUGAACUCUCUGAUGAUUACCUACGAGGUUACUACGGACUAAAACGGGUCACCGAUAAGCUCCUCGAUGCAAACUCAAAGGGGAAGAAAUCACCAGAGUCUGAUGAGUUCACUCUGCCGGAAACAUCGACCAUUGAAAAGCUCAAUCAGGCUGCGACCAAGAAACUAGGCGAUAUCGUGCGGAAGUACGAUGCAAAGGAUCCUCUUUGGCAGGGAUAUGAUGCUGGAGAAGUGGCUGCCGCCCGUACUUAUCUUUCGGAAUCUUCACAAAAGGUUGUGCGAUGA
This is a messenger RNA of Trichoderma aggressivum f. europaeum, 975 nucleotides long. RefSeq lists its product as uncharacterized. The transcript has 4 exons. Lineage: Eukaryota; Fungi; Ascomycota; Sordariomycetes; Hypocreales; Hypocreaceae. Bases 1 to 975 code for a protein of 324 amino acids. Gene Ontology annotation, biological process: protein folding in endoplasmic reticulum. Gene Ontology annotation, cellular component: EMC complex. Gene Ontology annotation, molecular function: protein binding. The record is from RefSeq and is a predicted model, not a curated record.